Molecule: messenger RNA, 1331 nt
Organism: Apis mellifera (honey bee)
Lineage: Eukaryota; Metazoa; Arthropoda; Insecta; Hymenoptera; Apidae
Gene: Sod2
Product: superoxide dismutase 2, mitochondrial
Biological process (GO): superoxide metabolic process
Cellular component (GO): mitochondrion
Molecular function (GO): superoxide dismutase activity; metal ion binding
Source: RefSeq, marked provisional
GAUAUUUGUAUAUAUGUAGUUAGUAGCCAAACCAUUUUUCGGCUUACUCGCAUUCGCAUUAAUACAUUCACGAAGGUGUAUAGUGUAUCUGUAAUUGCAAAUUGCUCUUACAUUUUACGAUAUUAAUAUAUAAGAAUAACUUGAUUUAUUCGCAUUUUAACAAUGUUUGCAGCAAGACGUAUCCUAUUUUCCAAUACAGUCAAAGAUACAUUUACAAGAACAAAACAUACACUUCCUGAUUUACCAUAUGACUACAAAGCUUUGGAACCUAUUAUUUCCGCCGAAAUUAUGCAACUUCACCAUUCAAAGCACCAUGCAACUUAUGUGAAUAAUUUAAAUGUUGCUGAAGAAAAAAUGAAAGAAGCUGUCGCCAAAGGUGAUGUCAAUACACAAGUUGCAUUAAGUCCUGCUAUUAAAUUCAAUGGUGGUGGUCAUUUGAAUCAUUCAAUUUUUUGGUGCAAUCUUUCCCCAAAUGGCGGUAAACCAGACGCUGCACUUCUUAAUCAGAUUAAAAAAGAUUUUGGUAGCAUAGAAGAAAUGAAAAAACGGUUAUCUGAAAAUACCAUUGCGAUUCAAGGUUCUGGUUGGGGUUGGCUUGGAUAUUGUCAAAAAUCAAAAUCUUUAAGGAUAGCUACUUGUGCUAAUCAAGAUCCUUUGCAAGCUACAACUGGUUUAAUACCACUUUUUGGUAUUGAUGUUUGGGAACAUGCAUAUUAUCUACAAUAUAAAAAUGUUCGACCCGAUUACGUAAAAGCUAUCUUUGAUGUUGUGAAUUGGAAUGAUGUGAAUUCUCGUUAUAAGAAAGCUAUUGGAUCUUAGAGAAUGAAUAUUAUAGCAUCAAAAGUGAUUUUAUCUAGUAUGUGAAUGUUUUUGAAAAAUUAAUUCCAUAUUUUCUAUGUUUGCAUUUGUCUUAAAAAGACAUGUGUGAUUUUGUACACGUAUUGUUUAUAUUGUACACAUAUGUAAUUAUAAAUAGUAAUAAAAUAUAUUAAAAUAUUAUUUUUUAUUGUUGUUUUAAAAUAGAAUAAAAAAUAAUUAAAUUUUUUUUAACAACUUAAGAAAUACUUCAAUAAAUGGAAAACAAAAAAGAUAUUAUUAAUAUAUUUUAAUAUAAUUAUUUCAAAAAAUUAUUUUUAUAUAUAAAAAAUAAUAUUUUAAUAAUUUAUUAAUUUUUCAAUUAAUAAAAACCAAUAAUAAUAUUAAAUUGAAAAAUUUUCGCGCUCAAAUCGAAAUGUGUUAUUUAAAUUAUCAUAUAUCGAUAACUAUCGUAUUGUGACGAGAUUCAUUUUUAUUUGACAUAAUAUCAAUAAACGAUACGUAUUGAAAAUCAU